AUGUGCCGGUUAUUUGCGCCGCAUCUGGUCCGGCCCGCUUUGUCUGACAAGCGUGAUAAAGCCUUUGGUAAUCAGCAAGGCUGUUUGCCGGUGCAAACUUGGAUCCCUUACAAAUGGCCAUUGGCUCUUGACAUCUUGAAACGACAGUAUGAUGCGUCUUCAGAACAACAACUACUGUUGUUUCAAUCCCAAUACUUUGACAAACUCGGACCGAACAUGACAUUCAAGCUGUUUGGUAACCAGGGCUAUCUGACCGCUGACCCCAAAAACGUUGAAGCCAUCCUCUCUACGAAUUUUGAAGGUCUCCUCAAACAUUCGAGGGAGCUUUUGCGUCGCCAAUUCGUGCGGAUUCACCGACAGGACUCUGAGGUCUUCGAUGAUCAUGUGAAAGACUUGAUCGCCAAGUUGAAUUCAGAGAGCGGUGUCGUAGAUCUCCAACCACAUUUUCUGCGCUUCACCUUGGCAACCACGACGGCGCUGAUCUUCGGGGAGCCUGUGAUCUCUGUGCCAGGGGAAGAGACUGACGCCUUUGAGAAGUCAUUUGAUUAUGCAAGCUACAUCAGUGCGCUCAGACUUCGCCUUGCGGAUUUCGAGUGGAUAUGGAAGUCUGCAAAAUUUAGGGAGGCUUGCACUGUGAUCAAAGACUUUGCGAUGCAUUUUGUGCAACUUGCCCUCAAAGAGAUGGAGCAGAACGGCGAGGAGGCGGCUUCGGAGAAGUAUGCUUUUAUAAUCGAGCUCUAUAAGGAGAUGCAGGACCCGGCGCUUGUGAGGGAUCAACUGGUUCAUGUGCUUAUUGCCGGAAGAGACACAACGGCAUGUCUGAUGUCUUGGACAUUCUUCCUUCUGGUGCGGCAUCCUGAAGUUCUCGCAAAAUUGCGGGCCGAAAUCCAAGAUGUCACGGGGGGAUCAUCAGAUAUGAGUCGAGCAAUCAUCAGCAAGAUGAAGUAUCUUCGCUGCGUGAUCAAUGAAGUUCAGCGAUUAUACCCUCAACUUCCCUUCAGCGUGCGAGUAGCUGCCAAAACCACAGUCCUCCCAAGUGGAGGGGGGCCACAUGGAAAGUCGCCCGUGCUCAUACCCAAGCAUACGGGCAUUGGGUACUCUGUGUAUCAUAUGCACAGGCAAAAGAGCAUAUAUGGCAAUGAUGCGGAAAUCUUCCGGCGUGAAAGAUGGCUGGGUCCAGAACUGGAUAGCGUUGGCUGGGGUUUCAUGCCCUUCCAUGGAGGGCCCAGGAUUUGCCUGGGUAAGGAAUUCGCAUUGACAGAAGCGUCGUAUGCCAUCAUACGCAUCAUUCAAACCUUCCCAGGGCUCAAAUUGCCAGCUGAUAUACCUGUUGUACCUACUGGAGAGGAAAAGCAGGCUAUGACAAUUGUGGUAAUCAGUGCGGAUGGAUGUAAGGUCUCGCUCGGCUAG
Penicillium salamii is the source of this 1410-nucleotide messenger RNA. The record is from the annotation of a GenBank genome assembly. Lineage: Eukaryota; Fungi; Ascomycota; Eurotiomycetes; Eurotiales; Aspergillaceae.